AUGCCUCCUAGGCGAAAAAGACAAAAGAAAGUUGAGCAAGAAGAUGAAGAAGAAAUAGUAGAAGUUAAGAUUAAUCCUACAUCAAUGACUGUUGUGCAAUUACGAGCUGAGCUGAAUAAGAGAGGGCUGGAGACUGGAGGCAAAAAAGCUGAACUUGUUCAGAGACUUAAAGACGCUUUGGACGAAGAUGAACCAGGUCCUAGUAAAAAGGUAGUUGAUGACUGGGACUGUAUGCUAAAUCAAACUAAUAUUGGUCAUAAUAAUAAUAUUUAUGUUAUUCAAUUACUAAAGAACAAGAGCUCUGGACGUUUUCAUGUAUGGAACAGGUGGGGACGUGUUGGUGCCAGUCAGUCGUCUAUGAAAGGACCAUUUUCUUCAUGGGAAUCAGCUGAAAAAGAGUUUGAUAAAAAGUUUAAAGAUAAAACACGCAAUGAUUGGUCAGAUCGUAAUAGCUUUACACCACACCCUGGGAAAUACACCAUGAUAGAAAUGGGAGAUGAAGAUGAUGACGAUGACCAAGAGGUUACCAAUGAGACUGAUUCUGGUGUGCCUGCUAAAAUAAAACCUUGUACUUUAAACAAGGCAACUCAAGAUUUAGUAAAACUUAUCUUUGACAAUGAUAUGUUCCAAGAUGCUAUGAAAAAACUAGAGAUAGAUACAAAGAAAAUGCCUCUUGGAAAACUUAGCAAGCCUCAAAUUGCCAAAGGUUUUGAAGCACUAGAAGCUAUUGAAGCUGCUCUAGACAGUGGUUCAUCAAGAAGCAAAUUGAGUGAGCUCUCUUCAAAAUUUUAUACCAUCAUACCUCAUGAUUUUGGUCGACGAAUACCACCAGUAAUUGAUAACCAUGAACACCUCCAAAAGAAGUUUGACAUGUUAAUGGUGUUAGGUGACAUUGAAAUAGCUCAAAAUAUGCAGAAAGAUAAAGUACAACCUACUAUUGGGGAAGUCCCUCACCCACUUGAUGCUAAUUAUGAUUCAUUAAAAGCUAAGUUGGAACAUGUUCAGAAAACAGAUCCAGAUUAUAAAGUAAUUGAUACGUAUUUGAAGUCAACAGAACCAGCUUAUAGAAAACUUGAAAUCAUUGAUGUUUGGCGUGUGGACAGAACUGAAGAAUGUGAUAGAUUUGCUGAACAUGGCUCCAUUGACCGACGUCUGCUUUGGCAUGGUACUAAUGUUGCAGUUGUAGCAGCCAUCUUGAAAACUGGACUACGUAUCAUGCCUCAUUCAGGAGGUCGAGUUGGACGAGGGAUAUACUUUGCCUCAGAGAACAGCAAAUCAGCUGGUUAUGUGGGAUGUGUUAAUAAUAUUGGAAUUAUGUUUCUCAAUGAAGUAGCACUUGGUAAAGAACAUUACAUCACUCGAGACGACCCAUCUCUCCGACAACCACCCAAAGGAUUUGACAGUGUUGUUGCAAAGGGACACACUGAACCAGAUCCUUCUAAAGAUACUACCCUAUCUGUUGAAGGUAAGACAGUCAUUGUACCACAAGGCAAACCUCUACCUCAGACUAAGUAUUCUCAGAGUUCUUUCUCCCAAAGUGAAUAUUUAGUUUAUAAGGAGAGUCAAGUUCGUAUCCGUUACCUACUGAAGCUCAAGUUUGGGGGAUACUCCUGCCUGUUUUAUGUUUCUGUCAAAGAGAACGUUCAUGGUAUGUUCUCUAUGAUAGACUGA
Messenger RNA from Gigantopelta aegis, 1671 nucleotides. RefSeq names its product protein mono-ADP-ribosyltransferase PARP3-like. NCBI's taxonomy places the organism in Eukaryota, Metazoa, Mollusca, Gastropoda, Neomphalida, Peltospiridae. The record is from RefSeq and is a predicted model, not a curated record. Gene Ontology annotation, cellular component: site of double-strand break. Gene Ontology annotation, molecular function: NAD+ poly-ADP-ribosyltransferase activity.